CCGGAAACCCCUCGGAGGAGAUCAUGCCGCAUUGCUGAUCUUGAAACUGCCGUUCAGUAGUCGCAGAAUCGUCAAAGGAUAGGAUCAAAGAAAGAGCCUCUCUUGCACCGUCUGCGACGCCCACCUGCCCUUCACUCCCCACGCGACCUCCAUCAUCCGCCAUACACACACACAUUCACGUCAAGAACAGACCACCUACACCUACACCUACCACCACCACCACCAUGGCCCAGAAAGCAGCCAAAACCCUAGCGGCGCGCAACGCAGCCGUGCUGCAGCGCACGCACCUCAUCAGCCUAGGCCUGCACGCGCUCUUCCUAACCCUUCACUGGACCUUCAACCGGCCCCGCGCCUUGAAACCCUACAUCUUCCUUGCGAUCCCAACCCUCCUCAUCGAAUUCUACCUCGACCGCCUGGGCCGCCCGCGCCACAACCCCGUCGACGGUUCCCUGCGGUCGCCGGGCGAGGACCUCGGCGCAGCAGGUCUCACCGAGUACAUGUGGGACGUGCUGUACUGGACGUGGGGGUGCAUCGGGGCCGUGUGCAUCAUCGGCGACCGCGCCUGGUGGCUGUGGGUGGUGAUCCCGCUCUACUCGGUCUGGCUGGCCUACACCACGUUCACGGGCAUGAAGAGUGGAUUGGCGGGCAUGGGUGCUGGUGCUGGUGCCGGCGGCGCGGAUGGGUCCGCUGCUGGUGCUGCUCCGGAGAGCAAGAGGCAAAAGAAGUUGGAGAAGCGCGGUGGACAGAGGGUGCAGUAUCGGUGAGGGAAGGAAGACUUGAUUGCUCGUUUGUGCUUGUGGUUUUUUUCAACCUCUGGAGAGGCC
Messenger RNA from Aspergillus homomorphus CBS 101889, 824 nucleotides. RefSeq names its product SND2/TMEM208 family protein. Gene Ontology annotation, biological process: vacuolar protein processing. NCBI's taxonomy places the organism in Eukaryota, Fungi, Ascomycota, Eurotiomycetes, Eurotiales, Aspergillaceae. Gene Ontology annotation, cellular component: intracellular membrane-bounded organelle. The transcript is spliced from 2 exons. The coding region runs from base 225 to 764 and encodes 179 amino acids. The record is from RefSeq and is a predicted model, not a curated record.